AUCCCACAAUGCAGCGCGUUAACAUUUUAGCCAUCUUGGAGAGGGAGUGAGUAGUUUGAAUUCUAGUUUUAGGAGCUAGGCGAAGAAGAAGGGAAAGGAGAUACUCAUGGACGUGUUUUCCUAUCAAUUUAUGGAAUAAUCAGAGUCUUGGGGCUGACUACUCCAUUGUCAGUCCCCUGUGCUUCUUUACUACGUUUUGAGAAUGGUUUGGGUGUUGGUUAUGUGGUAAAACAGUGGGCCUAUUGCAGGCAAGCUCUCUCUUCAGUUGCUGCUGCCAGCUGUAUCUGCGACAGCGGCCUGCUGACUGCUUCCAAGCCGCGAGCUCAGCUGAUAUAGCAAGCCGGCGUCUGUGUGGUUAAGUGGUGUAAAAGUGGGAUUCUGAAAUUUUGUCUGGCGAGGAGAUAGUGCUGUGCAUUCAUCGAAUGGCGUAACCGAAUGUCUGUUUCUCUUCUCUUUUGGACUACAGCGUUAACUGCAAAAGGGAACAUUAUGAACUGUUUAGGGGUGAAAGAGACUUAUGUGAACUGAGUCCGAGUUGCUCGACCAGCACCUCUUGUGGAUCGGGUAACGAUUGGAAGGUGCAGUUUGCUUGCCAAGAUGUCUAAGAUGCCAGCGAAGAAAAAGAGCUGCUUCCAGAUCACCAGCGUCACGACUGCUCAAGCGGCGACUAGCAUCACGGAUGAUACUGAGAGUCUGGACGACCCUGACGAAUCGCGGACUGAAGAUGUGUCAUCUGAAAUUUUUGAUACUUCUAGGGCGACUGAUUAUGGCCCUGAGGAGGUUUGUGAACGAAGCUCGUCAGAAGAGACUUUAAAUAAUGUCGGGGAUGCAGAGACCCCAGGCACUGUUACACCUAAUGUAAUGUAUGACGCACAGUUUCCUGCGGGAAUUGUGCCCAUAAACGGUGGGUCGUCUACUCCAUGGAACGUAGUAUUGACCUCUUCUGGCGUACUGUCAAAUGUUGCAUUAACGGUACAGCCGACGAGCCAAGGGCCAUCUACUGUGGGACUGAAUUUGCAACAGCCUGCACCCUUAGCUGGAGUUGUUAAUGCUGCAGCAGUCACGUCGCAGCCCACUGUACCUGCAGUAACUUGCAGUUCACGUUUCCGAGUCAUCAAACUCGAUCAUAGUACAGGAGAGCCGUUUCGAAGGGGUAGAUGGACGUGCUUAGAUUAUUAUGAUAAAGAUUUGGAUAGCACUGUCGUUAGAACUGUUGACAGCAUUCGACAUAAUGUUGCAGCAACUCUUGACAAUGUUGCUGAAAGGGACAGUGGCAUUGGCAUCACGGGGGGUUCACUUGCUCCUACCCCGCAUUCCAUACACGGCUCUGAGUCCUCUGACCCUUCCCUUAUUGCAUCUUCCCAGUUGCAUCAAACAGAUGUUAACCAAGGCUCUCAUCAGCAUUUUUUAAUUGGCCAUCAACCUAUAAGUGGAACUGCGGGUGUAUCGCAACCUGUAUAUUCUUCUGCCAUGGGAAAUCAGCAGUUUGUACUUCAGCAACAAGCACAGUCGCAGGUGACUGUGCAAUCUGGUCUCAAUGGGAAAGGUAUGCAGCCCCAAAACGUAACAGUACUUCACCCAGGCAUGCCAUUGGUACAAGGGCAGCAUCCAAGCAUACCAGUGACUCAGCCUCAACAAUUUGCUUAUACUCAUUCCCAGAUUACCCCUGGACAUAUUUUGCCAAAUCAGCUCCAUGUUCCUACUGGUCAAGCAGAGUAUGUGCAGCACAUGCCAGUCCCUCAAUCCCAAGGAACUGUUUUGCAGACAAGUACUGGCCCAGUUCACAAUCCUGCCAUGUCUAGCCUUCCUGUCGAUCAGGUUAUCGUGCAGGGUCCUUCAACAGCAGCAAUUUGUCAACAAGCAGGUCUUCAGCAGCAUGUAAAUGUAAUGCAAGGGUUGGGCCCUGGAGUUUUACAGCAGCAGACUGUUGCCCAACAUCAGAUUCCUAAUGCACCAAUAGUUGGUUCAGGGAUACCUAGUAGUUGUCCUUCAGUAGCCCCUGGUGUGCAGAAUGUGCCUGUGAUAGCUCCUAGUACUGGUGUUGCAAGUGUUUCUUCUAGUAUGUCCACUCCUUUGCCAAGUGUCCCUGCAUCAUUGGUCCUGCCACAGCAAAGUGGCCAACAGUCCAUCAGGAGUACUGGCAUUGUUCCAACGGUAGGCCUUCCAGUAAUGCAAGUCCCAGCCAAUCCACCAAGUAUGCAGCAGUCUACUAUGAACCAAUAUGCAACCCAGGCUGUUCCUGGAAUUGGACUUAUUGAUGACAGCAGAAAACUGGAUCCACUACCUCCACAACCUUCGGUCACUACUGAAGGAAAACUUUUGACAAAGCCCGUCAUUCCAGAUACAUUUAUUAACCCUGUGCAUUUGCCAGCAACCACCCCAAUGAACACAUUAGCUAAUUCUGUUCUUUCUGGUAUUUCGAUUGAUGGUGAUGAAGAUAGGAAUCCUUCCGCAGCCUUCUUCCGAGCGUUCCGUUACAAGUUACGGGACUCAAAGACCCUGUCUAAUGAUCUGGUAAAAAGCCAUUUGAUGUAUGCAGUCAGAGAAGAAGUAGAAGUGUUAAAGGAGCAGAUCAAGGAGCUACUUGAGAAGAACUCUAUGCUGGAACGAGAAAAUGCACUGUUAAAAUCCCUUUCAAAUAGUGAGCAGAUAGCACAGCUCCCCACUCAGCAGGCUAUCACCAGUAGCACUGCACAGCAGCAGACAACAGUAAUGACACAAGUUUCACAGUCAGUACAACCUCCACAACAGCCAAACGUGUCAUCGGCAUGAUGUUUAGUCACCAAGAAAAAGAAUGCAAUCUGCCCUCAUGUGCCACUGGUGUUCUUCCCAGUUUGUGGGAGCAAAUAGCCAUGCUUCAGUCGUGUGUUUGGCUUUUUCAGUAUUAGACAAUCAUCCUGCGCUAACUUCAUCUUGAGGUGUCAUGCAGAGCCAGUGAUGGCCUACAUCAGUUUUCAGUGCACAAGUGAGAUUGAGAAACAAGGUGCAUUAGCAAGUUUCAUUUAUUCUUUUUGGCUCAAGACUGCAUUGUUAAGCAUUUAAGAGUCUGAGCCUUGCUGUUUGUCAACAGGUCCAACAUAAGUUCGGCAUAAUUUUUUUUUUUCCUACAUGACAUUUACUGUUUGUGUUUUAUUUAUUACAGGGCUGCUAUUUUCAAAAUGUACGUGAACAGUGUCACAGGUUUUUUUAAGUUUUUGAAAUGUAAGUAAGAUUAUUGAUAAAAGAAUGACUAGGUGGGAUUACAUUUUAAAAGAACAUUUAGGCAAUAAAAAUGUACUUGGCAUAGUUCCUAACACUAAUGGUAAUUUUACCUUUGGUAUUGCUUAUUCACAGUAGGAGAGACCCAAUUUGAAUGUAAAUUUCUGUAUAGUGUAAGUAUGGAGCUCUUAGUACAGAUGUACAUGUAGUCAUCAGUUAGUGUUCUAUAAAACUGAAUUUGGUCUGUUUGAUGAAGACAGUUUUCAUAUUUUUGUUUGUAAUUUCUUAUUUUAAGAAAAGAAUGCCAAGAUCCCUCUGCUUUUAAGUUUCUGAAAUGAUUACUUUUUUGGGGGGGGUGAUAAAGCUGUGAAAUUGUUCAACAUAAUUUGUAACCAAAGAAGCAAAGCUGUGUAAUUGCAUUCAUUUAUUUUGUAAUGCACAUUCUGUUCGUAUUAUUUUUCAUUCAUUUUUCUUUUCUGUUUAGCAUGUUCUGCAUGACCUGUUAUCUUUAAACCACUUUUCUUACCUCAUGGUUUUUAUCCAGCACACUUAAUUGUAAUAUGUAAUAGUCUGUGAAUAUGUCAAAUAGAAAGAAUGAACAGCUUGGCAUUGGUGGAGCUGGGCUAGUGUUGUUAAGCACUGGUUAAAAAUAUGAAGUGAGCCAUCUUUUGUUCAUUUAAAAAUGGGUGUUUCUGAAUUUCAUAUGCAGGAAAAGUUUUGUUACAUUGCAGAUUUUAAUGUAUUUAAAUAAAUGCAACGUGCAGAUUCUAAAA
Molecule: messenger RNA, 3971 nt
Organism: Protopterus annectens (West African lungfish)
Lineage: Eukaryota; Metazoa; Chordata; Ceratodontiformes; Protopteridae
Gene: TSC22D2
Product: TSC22 domain family member 2
Exons: 3
Coding region: 598-2772 (724 amino acids)
Biological process (GO): regulation of transcription by RNA polymerase II
Source: RefSeq, a predicted model, not a curated record